AUGAGUCGUCGACAGCAACCUGCUGACCCUCUUCUUGAUGUGUACCAGUGUGUAAGUGACAAUAAAGAUUUUGAUACUGUUUAUGACGACAUAUCAGCGCAUCCUGAAUGGUUAACAACGUUUGCUAACGGUAAAAAUUGGUCUGUUUUACAUCAUAUUGUUGAUCACGGUAAUGUUCAACAAUUGGAACGUUUAUUAGAACUACAAUCUAAUAAUAUUCAGUUUCGUCUUUUAACAAAAACAAAGGAUGAUAAUUUAACCGUAUUGGAUAUUGCAAAAAGAAAUUCAACAAAACAUCCGGCUAUGUUUCAACGAAUUGAUCGACUUGUUAAAAUGGAUGAGCUUUUAAAUCAUGCUAAAGAAAGGCAAUGGCCACAAUGUAAACAAUUGAUACAAGGGUGUCCAGAAAUUUUAAAUGAAAAACCACCGUAUAGAAAAUAUUAUGUUUUACAUCAUAUUGGACAUGUAGGUGAUAGAAGAUUUUUUGACGAAUUACACAAUCAAUAUAAAUUCGAUCUAAAUCUAUCCGCUGAUAAGGAUAAAACAGUGUGUGAAAUUGCCAAUGAGAAUGGUCACCAAGAUUUUGCCAGUUACGUAAAACAAUUAAGAUCGACACAAUCUACAGAUACAACUUCUUCUGCCGCUCGGAGAUCAAAUACUGGUAAAACCGUUACUAAUCCAAGUGACGAUGAAGCACAACUCCUUGCCGCUUCAACAGAGUGGAUUAGACGGUUUAAUAUGGCCGAUUUUAAGUAUGUAGUCAAUGCCUAUUUGCCCACUGCAAAAUUGUAUGCUCGUAAUGCUGGUGUUGCAUCAUUACCACUUAUUGGACGAGAACAAAUUUUCGAGUUUUGGGAUAACUUUUACAAGGCAACUGGUGCAGCAAACUUAAUAUAUUAUGAUCGAAAAAUUGUUAUAACUGGUCCAGGUCGUGGUGAAUCAUCAUCGAGAUGGACAAUGAAUGUUGGCGAUGGAUUUAUUGACAAAGAAACGUGGGUGAGAAAUCAGGAGACUGGAAUAUGGUCCAUUGCCUUUGACGAUUUUACAGUAGAACAAAAUUAUAAGAAUGGACCAACUACUGGUAAAACCGUUACUAAUCCAAGUGACGAUGAAGCACAACUCCUUGCCGCUUCAACAGAGUGGAUUAGACGGUUUAAUAUGGCCGAUUUUAAGUAUGUAGUCAAUGCCUAUUUGCCCACUGCAAAAUUGUAUGCUCGUAAUGCUGGUGUUGCAUCAUUACCACUUAUUGGACGAGAACAAAUUUUCGAGUUUUGGGAUAACUUUUACAAGGCAACUGGUGCAGCAAACUUAAUAUAUUAUGAUCGAAAAAUUGUUAUAACUGGUCCAGGUCGUGGUGAAUCAUCAUCGAGAUGGACAAUGAAUGUUGGCGAUGGAUUUAUUGACAAAGAAACGUGGGUGAGAAAUCAGGAGACUGGAAUAUGGUCCAUUGCCUUUGACGAUUUUACAGUAGAACAAAAUUAUAGCUAA
Didymodactylos carnosus is the source of this 1488-nucleotide messenger RNA. NCBI's taxonomy places the organism in Eukaryota, Metazoa, Rotifera, Eurotatoria, Philodinida, Philodinidae. The record is from the annotation of a GenBank genome assembly.